AUUAUAAACCAUUAUAAUCCCAAUUACUUGAAAAAAAUUUUUAAUAAAAUAAAAAUGUCAUCUCCAGGUGAUAUGGGUUAGACACUAUUUCUGAGGGACAAGAGAGAAAGUGAUUAGGAGACAGGUCUGAAUUGGUUAGAUCUUGACAGUGGACUCCGAUGGUCCGUUAGUAAACAUACCCGCCCCUGGGCGGUGGGGGGCCGUGGCAAAAGAAAAGCUGAUAGACAAAAAGGAUACAAAUGUAGAAAAGAAACCAAAGACAGUGCCAGGAUCAAGAAAAGAAUGGGUGCCGUCAUGGUGUUUAGGACCUAGCAACUAAGAAUUUUGAAGGUGAGGACAAUGAGUGGUGGAAUAUGGUAACAGUAGAAGGCUGAGGAGAGGGCCUUGGAAUCGGACGCCAGGCCCACAGUGUGGCUGAGAACUCGUAUCUGCCCAGACUGAGGAGCCAGCCAGGAAGAGUCGAGGAUGUCCCAGAGGAGCUGUGCGCGCAUCCAACGGGCUGGCCUGGUGAGCUAGCUGCCUCGUCCCUGACGCCCGUUCCUUUGGAAGCCACGUCACUGUUCCCCUGGGUACGUGGCCACCAUGAUCCUGCUCAUCAAUAGUGCCCAUUGCCAAGUGGCAGGUUUCGCUGUAGCCACCGUGGGAUGGAUCCUCUCCACCAUUUGCAUGGGCUUUGCGGAGUGGCGAGUGUGGUACAUGAACAACACCUCACUCCUCCCCUCGGGCCUGGCCCGUGUGGGAAUGUGGAAAAUCUGCAUUUACUACCAUGCUGACAACUUCUACAGAGCCACAUCGUGUUACCAUUACACCUACUGUGAUACUUUUCUCCCUCUUGAUAUUCGUAUUGCUCAAAACCUCCUGCUGAUCGCCAGCAUUCUAGGGCUCUUGGGGAAAGCCUCCAUCACCUUUGCACUUAGGAAUGUGUACAUGGGAAUUCUUAGGAAGAAUGCCACCUGCAAUGCAUUUGUUGCUUCAGGAAUUCUGAACAUAGCUGCUGGUGUCUGUAUCUCCGUAGCUGUGACCUGGAAUUACCACUCAGUGAUGAAUGAAGAGGAAAUUGCCUUCCCACCAUAUUUCUAUGUGCCCUUCAAGCCGGAUGCUCAGGAAAUUGGCAAUGCCAUUAUCGUGGCAUGUCUGGCUGCCUUCCUGAUGUUGUUAAGUGGACUGUGUUUCCUCUCUUAUAAAUUCCCCCUGGACAGCCACGUGUGUCCUGAAAUUUUAGAAAUAUAAAAUUCCUGGUUUCGUUGGCUUUGCACAUCGAAGAUUACCAGGAGUUUAUGGGAAGUAUUAUCAGGAGGCUCUAUCAAAUAUUUCCAAGGACUCACGACCAUGGCAAAGGUAGAUUUGGACAGAAAUAGCCCACUGUUUCCUUCUGUGUCUGAAUUUGGUUCAUUGGUUGGUUGAAUUAGGAGCUUCAUUGAAAAAAACAAAUCUUGCCCACCUGCCAGUUGGUCUUAUUGGAUCUGGAUUUUAACUAUUGUUGGAUAAAUAAUCAACCUAAACAAUAAACCUACUAUAUGGAAAGAAGAGUUUCCGAGAUUCUCGCAUCUCCCUCUUAAACUUCUGCUAAAUACAACCGACCUUAUUUCCUAUGGCACGAUAAUAACAUCUCUAUCAUAUAAAAUUUCUAAAAAUGUGCAAAAGUAGAGGGAAUAGCAUAAGGAAUACCCCCAUGUUCAUUACCAGAAUCCAGUUAUCGAGAUUCUGCCAUAUUAGCUUUCUCUCUCCUUUCUUUCCCCCUGUUAAUCUAUUUUUCUUUUUCCGAAGGAUUUUAAAGCAGACCCCAGACAUUAUGUCCCUUCAUCCCUACGUACUUCAAUAUUACUCUCUUAAAAAAUCGACGUUUCCUUGCAAACACAUAUUAUACCUAAAAUAAAGAUUAAGAAUUAUUCCUUGUUAUCAUCAAAUACUUAGUCAGAAUUUUUUAAUGCCUCAAAAAUAAUUCCAUGGGGCCGGCCCCAUG
Equus caballus (horse) is the source of this 1963-nucleotide messenger RNA. It is a transcript of the gene CLDN34, whose product is annotated as claudin 34. The record is from RefSeq and is a predicted model, not a curated record. Gene Ontology annotation, biological process: bicellular tight junction assembly; cell adhesion. Lineage: Eukaryota; Metazoa; Chordata; Mammalia; Perissodactyla; Equidae. Gene Ontology annotation, cellular component: bicellular tight junction; plasma membrane. Gene Ontology annotation, molecular function: structural molecule activity.